This is a messenger RNA of Acipenser ruthenus (sterlet), 2991 nucleotides long. Its product is annotated as kinesin-like protein KIF2A. NCBI's taxonomy places the organism in Eukaryota, Metazoa, Chordata, Actinopteri, Acipenseriformes, Acipenseridae. The transcript has 22 exons. Gene Ontology annotation, biological process: microtubule-based movement. Gene Ontology annotation, molecular function: microtubule motor activity; ATP binding; microtubule binding. Bases 123 to 2408 code for a protein of 761 amino acids. The record is from RefSeq and is a predicted model, not a curated record.
UCUCUCUCCCGGUUGCUUCUGCCCCUGACCCCCUCCCGGUUUCAGCAGCGCUAAAACAAGCAGGUCUACUUCAAAUAAAAAACACCCAGACACACCAAUUUAAUACCGUUCACCCAUGAAGCAUGGCGGCUAAUUUCGGCAAGAUUCUCAUCGGUAUUUACGUGGAGAUAAAACGAAGCGACGGACGAAUACAUCAGGCUAUGGUUACAUCUUUGAAUGAAGACAAUGACAGUGUUACUGUUGAGUGGAUUGAGAAUGGAGAUACCAAAGGCAAAGAGAUUGAUUUGGAAAGUAUAUUUGCACUAAAUCCAGACAUUGCACCUGAUGAAGAAAUUGCGGUAAGCCCUGAAACCCCACCACCACCGCCAACGCCAACUUCUGCCAAAGUUAACAAGAUAGCAAAGAACCGACGCACAGUAGUUCCCAUUAAAAAUGAAACGCCUUCCAGAGACAACAGAGUUGGGUCUGCUAGAGCAAGGCCCAGUCAACUUCCUGAGCAAUCCCCAGCAGCACCGGCGCCGCCUCUGACACAGCAGCAGCAGCUACAGCAGCAGCAGAAUGCUCGUAGAAAAUCAAACUGCGUAAAGGAAGUUGAAAAACUACAAGAAAAAAGAGAGCGGCGAAGGUUACAGCAGCAAGAGCUGAGAGAGAAGAGAGCACAGCAAAGAGGGGUGGGACCAAAGUGGCCAGAGGCAAAAGGAACAAUCGCAACGAAAGAGAAAAGGGGAAAAAAGGAUGUUGACACUACAUAUCCCAACUAUGAAAUAAUGUACAUGAUCAGAGAUUUCCGGGCAAGUCUUGACUACAGGCCGUUAACAACUGCUGAUCUGAUUGAUGAGCACAGGAUAUGUGUUUGUGUAAGAAAACGUCCACUUAAUAAGAAAGAAAAUGCCCUGAAGGAUCUUGAUGUACUCACUAUCCCCAGUAAAGACGUUGUAAUGGUUCAUGAACCGAAACAGAAGGUGGAUUUAACAAGAUACUUGGAAAACCAAACUUUCCGCUUCGACUACGCGUUUGACGAUACAACCACAAAUGAAAUGGUUUACAGGUUUACAGCCCGUCCUUUAGUGGAGACAAUAUUUGAGAGAGGAAUGGCCACUUGCUUUGCUUACGGGCAAACUGGCAGUGGUAAAACACAUACAAUGGGUGGCGACUUUUCAGGAAAGAAUCAGGAUUGUUCGAAAGGAAUAUAUGCAUUAGCUGCACGGGAUGUAUUUCUUAUGCUGAAAAAGCCAAACUAUAAGAAGUUAGAUCUUCAAGUAUAUGCAACUUUUUUUGAGAUUUACAGUGGCAAGGUUUUUGACCUGUUGAACCGGAAAACCAAGUUACGAGUCCUUGAAGAUGGAAAACAGCAGGUUCAGGUGGUGGGGUUACAGGAACGGGAAGUGAAAUGUACUGAGGACGUGUUAAAACUGAUUGAGAUAGGAAACAGCUGCAGAACAUCUGGUCAGACAUCAGCUAAUGCCCACUCCUCAAGAAGCCAUGCAGUGUUUCAGAUUAUUCUGCGAAGGAAAGGAAAGAUGCAUGGCAAGUUUUCACUUAUAGAUCUUGCUGGAAAUGAAAGGGGAGCAGAUACCUCAAGUGCAGACAGGCAAACAAGACUCGAAGGUGCUGAAAUAAACAAAAGUCUUCUGGCACUGAAGGAGUGUAUUAGGGCCUUGGGUCGCAACAAACCACACACCCCUUUCAGAGCAAGUAAACUCACACAGGUGCUCCGAGAUUCCUUCAUUGGAGAGAACUCAAGGACAUGCAUGAUUGCUACCAUUUCUCCCGGAAUGGCCUCCUGUGAAAAUACUUUGAAUACUCUGAGAUAUGCAAACAGAGUAAAGGAGUUUGGAAUAAGUCCUUCAGACAUUCCCUUCUCGCAGGGUGGCUGCAGUCGCUCUGAGCUCUCUCCUACCUAUGAGCAUGAUGACUUUUCUACUUCGCCCAGCAGAGUGAAGGAGUUGACAGUAGAUCCCAGUGCAGUCAUAGAAGGACGCCCCAAUAUUCAUGCUGCAAAUCAACUGGAUACAUUGGAAGCCCAAUGGGGUGUCGGAAGCUCUCCUCAAAGAGAUGAUCUCAAGCUUCUAUGCGAACAAAAUGAGGAGGAAGUGUCUCCCCAGCUGUUCACUUUUCAUGAAGCUGUAUCCCAGAUGGUAGAAAUGGAGGAGCAGGUGGUAGAGGACCACAGGGCUGUUUUCCAGGAGUCUAUAAGAUGGCUGGAGGAUGAAAAGGCACUAUUGGAAAUGACUGAAGAAGUAGAUUAUGACGCAGAUUCUUAUGCCACACAACUAGAACAAAUUCUGGAUCAAAAGAUUGAGAUAUUAACAGAACUAAGAGAUAAAGUGAAAUCUUUCCGUUCAGCCCUCCAGGAGGAAGAACAAGCUAGUAAGCAGAUUAAUCCCAAGCGACCACGUGCCCUUUAGGCUAUAUAUAUAUAAUGUGUGUAUGUGUGUUCCUUAAGGAUUAUAAAACUAAAAAAAAGAAACCCACUAAACUUCUACUACUGUACAUUUCUGUCAUUCUUAAACUGGUUGUGAGAAAUCAACAACUUGAAAACUAAAAACUUUGCGAUGUAAAUAAGAGGAGCCUUCGUACUCUUUCACUUUUCUGUUGUACAUGAACCACUCCCAUGGUGUUAAUACAAAUGCUUCCAACAGCACAAACUUGCAGGGUUAGGAUCCCUAGGAGCACUUUGUUUGAUAUUUUUUAAUUUUACUAAUCCUUGCCAACUUUUUUAAAAACCAAUGAAGUAAAACUGUGGACUUUUGACUUCCAUAGUACCUUUCUGUUAAAUGUGUUAGGAUUUUGUUACAAAGACUGGUUGGACAGUUUUGAAAUGUAUGCAUGCAUAACCCAUCAGUGAUUGUAAAAUAUUUCCCUAUAGCCCUAACUGUGCCCACAUGUAUGUGCUGUAUAUAGCAAUCUUGCUAUAGGGCCAGGCUCAUUCUUUAGCUGAACUGCACAGUAAGCACAGUCUUAAUAAAACACAUUCCUUGUCAGUGUUCA